Molecule: messenger RNA, 1576 nt
Organism: Telopea speciosissima
Lineage: Eukaryota; Viridiplantae; Streptophyta; Magnoliopsida; Proteales; Proteaceae
Product: L-cysteine desulfhydrase-like
Exons: 5
Coding region: 1-1536 (511 amino acids)
Source: RefSeq, a predicted model, not a curated record
AUGGCUGCUUCUCGGCCAUCUUCUGGAUCUGCUCUCGGAGGUCCCUCAAUUGCUUGUUCAAAUUGCUCUCUGCUGGAGCCUUCUCGCGAUCCUCCUGUGGGCCUCAUUUCGAUCGACGGCUUUCUUCUUGUCUUUGCCGGCUUACUUGUCGCGGUUACCCUGAUCCCCGCGGUCAGAGCCCGAGCUGCUAUCUUUGUCACCCCUGCCCGGGUUGUGAGUCCGAGCUGGGAUGAUAGUAUUCCCAUGAGUGACUUUGCUCUUUGUGUUCCCACAGACGGCGUCAAUCUGUUGUCGCUGGAAUCCUGCUUGAUGACGUGGAGAUCUGCAAAACUUAGAAGAGCACUGAAGAGACCCAGAGCGGACUCCGAGGGGGGACUCUUCGAUGCCAAACAACCUGAUGAUUUCUACUACAAUCAUUUAAAGAAAGGGAUUUUUGAAUCGAGGACACUGAUUAAAGAUCUGAUAAACGCCGAGGAUGUCGAUGAGGUCUCGAUUGUUGAUAACGCCACGACUGCUGUGGCAAUUGUGCUACAACAGAUUUGUUGGGAGUUUGUCGAGGGGAGGUUUCAGAGAGGAGACGCUGUCGUCAUGCUUCACUAUGCAUUUGGCUCCGUAAAGAAAUCGAUCCAGGCGUACAUUUCUCGUGCUGGGGCUUGCGUAAUUGAAGUCUACUUGCCGUUCCCUGUAAGUUCGAACGAAGAAAUUAUUGUUGAGUUUCGGAAAGCUUUGGAGAAAGGGAAAUCUAAUGGCAAGAAAGUUAGGUUAGCCGUAAUUGAUCAUAUCACUUCGAUGCCAAGCGUUAUCAUCCCGGUCAAGGAAUUGGUUAAGAUAUGUAGGGAGGAAGGUGUUGAUCAGGUCUUGGUAGAUGCUGCUCAUUCAAUUGGUUCUGUCGAGGUUGACGUGAAAGACAUUGGGGCAGAUUUUUACACUAGUAAUUUGCACAAGUGGUUUUUCUGUCCGCCUUCUGUUGCAUUACUGUACUGUAGAAAAUCAUCAACCUCGUCGCACGUGCACCAUCCUGUGGUUUCUCAUGAAUUUGGCAACGGGUUGGCCAUAGAAAGUGCUUCGAUUGGGACGAGAGACUAUAGUUCUCACCUUGUUGUGCCAUCGGUUUUGGAUUUCAUUAAUAGGUUCGAAGGUGGAAUUGAAGGAAUUAGGAAAAGGAAUCAUGAUGCCGUUGUUCAAAUGGGUGAGAUGCUUGCGAAGGCUUGGGGAACUCAUCUUGGGUCACCGCCUGAUAUGUGUCCUAGCAUGGUCAUGGUUGGCUUGCCUGCUAGCCUGGGGAUUUCAAGUGAAGAGGGCGCAGUCAAAUUGAGGGCCCAUUUGCGGGACAGUUUUGGCAUUGAAGUGCCAAUAUAUUUUCAAGCACCGAAAGAGGGUGACACUGGAACCCGGGACAAGAAUGAUUGUAUAACAGGUUAUGCCAGAAUUUCUCAUCAAAUUUACAACAGGGAAGACGAUUACUACAAGUUUAGGGAUGCAAUAAACAAACUUGUACGGAGUGGUUUUAGUUGCAAGAUGCUUCUCCCGAACUGAUAAGAUCUAGGAAAAUUCUAGUGACAAUUUGGUGAAAAAU